Messenger RNA from Candoia aspera, 3099 nucleotides. It is a transcript of the gene NAA40, whose product is annotated as N-alpha-acetyltransferase 40, NatD catalytic subunit. The transcript has 8 exons. The coding region runs from base 177 to 890 and encodes 237 amino acids. Lineage: Eukaryota; Metazoa; Chordata; Lepidosauria; Squamata; Candoiidae. Gene Ontology annotation, cellular component: nucleus. The record is from RefSeq and is a predicted model, not a curated record. Gene Ontology annotation, molecular function: histone H2A acetyltransferase activity; histone H4 acetyltransferase activity; protein N-terminal-serine acetyltransferase activity.
UCGCGCCCACCUCUGCGCGGUUGCGUCAGGGGCUCUCGGGCUGCGCUUUCCUUCCCCGCCGUUUGGGGUCUUGCGCAGGCGCAGUGGCUGUGUACCUUUUUAAAGUCUCUCUCUCUCCGCCCUCUCGGGUUACGCAUCACUGGGGAGGCCGCGGGGGGCUCGCGGUCGCCGUCAGCAUGGGGAGGAAGUCCAGUAAAGGCAAGGAGAAGAAGCAGAAACGGCUGGAGGAAAGGGCAGCCAUGGAUGCUGUCUGCGCCAAGGUUGAAGCGGCAAAUAAACUGGGAGACCCCUUAGAAGCUUUUCCUGUGUUCAAGAAAUACGACCGAAACGGACUAAAUGUUUCUAUCGAGUGCAAACGUGUAUCCAGUUUGGACCCGGCUGUGCUUGACUGGGCGUUUGAGCUGACCAAAACGAACAUGCAGACCUUGUACGAGCAGAGCGAGUGGGGGUGGAAAGACCGGGAAAAACGGGACGAAAUGACCGACGACCGGGCUUGGUACUUGAUCGCUUUGGAAGACGGCUCCCUCCCCGUGGCCUUCUCGCAUUUCCGCUUCGACGUCGAAUACGGAGAGGAGGUGCUCUAUUGCUAUGAAGUCCAGCUGGAAAGCAAAGUGAGAAGGAAAGGCUUGGGCAAGUUCCUCAUUCAGAUCCUGCAGCUUGUGGCAAAUAGCACACAGAUGAAGAAAGUCAUGUUAACAGUGUUCAAACAUAAUCACGGAGCCAACCAGUUCUUCAGAGAUGCUUUACAAUUUGAAAUAGACGAUACCUCACCGAGCAUGUCUGGCUGCUGUGGGGAAGACUGCUCCUACGAAAUCCUCAGCCGAAGAACAAAAUUUGGGGAGAGCCAGCAGGCUCACUUGGGCACCCAGUGCGGGGGCUGCUGCCACUGAGGUGGCCCUUCGCGCGUUCUCAAAGAAUCCGUCUCCCUCCACGUAAGCGUGCCUUUCUCGUGGCUUUUCUCUGACCCGCCCCCGGCCUCCUAUUCUUGCUGCGCUCUCCAGCCAAGACAAACGAACUUCUGUGUUACAUCCUGACUGCCAGGAUGAAAGAUCUUCCUCCAUAUCGGAGGUCCUUUAAAUCAAAGCCGAGUGGAACGCUUGGGCCUGGUGCUCGAUCUUGUCGACCCGCAGCCCUGAACUGAUGGUGUGAGCCCAGGCAGCGGAUUUCCUUUUUUUUUUCCCUCUAAAAUUUAUGGUUACUGCCUAAAGCCAUCAAGAAGAAUAGUCAGCCUUUCUGCCCGGACGAAGAAUAGACUAUGGCAGAUCACGGCAACUUUUUCUCAUUCUGUAUUGCUUUUGUUCCUCUCUGUUCCCCUCCUCCUCUUUUUUUUUUCAUUACAAAAUUGAGUUUGCAAUUUUGUCAGAGAACUACAGUGGGUAGCAAAAGGAAUGCACUUCCCCUAAGUCAGUGCUUGGGAAGAUGUUGAAUUUCUCUGGGCGUGUGUUUGGAAGUGGCUGCGCAUGCUUAUAGAAUAUUUUUAGAACCAGGUCCUCAGGAACACACAGAUUUUUAGAACCAGGUCAUCAGGAACACACCACAACUCUUUAUGCUUUUCUCCUCGUCUUGUGUAUUUGAGGAAAGUAUCGGCGUGAAUGGACUGCCCCGGGCAGCUUGCUCUCGGUGAAUCCCCAAGCCUGGGUCUUCAGCCCAACAAAGAUUGCACGAUUUCUUCUGGGCCGACUGCACUAGAAACAACUCGGAGCGGUUUUCUUGUCCGAAAGUCUCGGUUGAAACAGUCGUGCGACAGCAAAAUAAUGCCAGUUCACUGGGCGCGUCCUUGUUGUUUAGGGUGCCCUGUAUACACUUUGGCCUUCAUAUCACAAAAUGGUGUGCUGCUUUGGCGUUUAUUGGUCCUGGACGUUGCUGAACAUGAGCUAAUAUGUGAGUUUUUAGCCUCAUAUAUUCAGAUGUAUAUAAAUGAAUCUCUAGUGCAGUGUUUCUCGACCUUAGCAACUUUUAAGAUGGAUGGAAUGCUGGCUGGGGAAUUCUGGGAGUUGAAGUCCACCCAUCUUAAAGUUGUUAAGGUUGAGAAACACUGCUCUAGGGCUAAUGGGGAAGGCGGCGUGCAAACUUUUCUAUGGGUAGUCUCUCUCUCGUGGUUUAAGACACAGGGCUUCUAGAACAAGGAUGGGAAUUCUCUAUCAUGUCGGAAUCUGAUUCUUCAUAGCCAAGUUGUAUGGGGCCAGUUCUCUCCACACCUCACCCAACCAUGUCGUUGCCGUCUUUCCUCCCUCUGCUGGCUUUCAGAUUGAUAGGCAGAAGGCCUCAGAAGGUGGGAAUUCUCUGGUACAACUUUCUGGUAGGUCCUUUAAUGCAUUAUUUCCCCGUCUAAGACUAGGGCAGCCCGAAACCUGGGUCUGCUCUUAAUUCCAUCCUGCUGGUACAAGCAGGAUGAAGAGAUGCUUUCACUUGGAUGAGUCAUCGGGUCAUCUUAGCAUGCGUGUGUUUUGUAAGCAAGUGUGCAUGGACAGUCACCUUUCCCAAACACCACCAACACCAUCAUCUGGAUCUUAUUUAACAGCCUGUAAGAGGAUAUGGAGAUCAGUAGCUCCUACUUAAACAAACAUCACUGGGUGGACUUAAUGUUUUUUUUAUGUAUCAGUGGAUUUUUAAAGUCAUACUUCUAAAUUAAAUUGUUUCCUUUUUUUGCAAAAGAAAUAUUAAAGAUGGUUUUGGAACUGUGGCUAAGCUAAAAACUGCCAGGAUAUACUACCCCAUAAUGGUACACUGAUUUAUCAACAUUAUGGGGCACACUUUUAGAUUUUCUGUAGUUGGAUCUCCCCCCCCCACAAAAAAAAAAAAAAAACUAGGAAAGGUGGUUGAGCAUGUUGAAUGUGGCAUGCAGAAUACUUUUAUGUUUUUAAGCUGAAAUAAUACUGUUGUAUUCCUUCGUAUAUCUAGUGGGUAUUUCUUUCCUCAUUUAUUUGCUCUGUUUUUGCAUUUUGGGGUUGUUUUGUUUUGUAGGGUAAAUUUUAAGAUAACUCCUCUUUUUAGCAAAUAACUUUCACUGGAAUCAAAGGGAACAACCUGAUUUUUUUUUUAACGAAAAGGUUUAUUUUAUUUGUCUGUUUCAAAAAUAAACAUUCUGUUUGCUCUCCA